CUUAUUUCCUCGUUUCCGCUUCCGGUCUGUGUGACACUGUUUACAUUUUACAUUUUCAUUUUACAUUAUGGCUGACAAUUUAGCCGCACGUCAAACCGAUGACAGUGACAAAGGUGACGGAAGGAGGCGCCGGCGCGAUCUCAAGCUUUAUUAUGGGAUAGAAAAUGGUGAAGCUCCAGUUGAAAAUGAGCAAGUUAGCCAAACAAGCGCUCAGUCCACAGACCCAUGCAACCUUGAUGGGGGAAGCUUCCAGCCUCAAACUUAUUUGUCCAAGCUCAUUCAAGAGCGUUCUCUGACAGAGUUGAUGGAUGAAGAGCAAAAGAUGGUUCGUGACAUCAAAGGCCUGGACAGUGAUAUGCAAACUCUGGUCUAUGAGAACUACAAUAAGUUCAUCAGCGCCACUGACACCAUCAGGAAGAUGAAAAAUGACUUCAGGAAAAUGGAGGAUGAGAUGGAUCAUUUAGCCAGCAAUAUGUCCGCCAUCACCGACUUUUCUGCCAGCAUCAGCAAUACUCUUCAAGACCGUCGACAGCAAAUCACAAAGUUGGCUGGAGUGCAUUCUCUCCUGAAGAAGCUUCAAUUUUUAUUUGAACUGCCUGCUCGCUUGAACAAGUGCAUUGAUAUGGAAGCUUAUGUUCAGGCUGUGAGAUACUACACAAAAGCGCAGCGAGUGCUUCAUCAGUAUGAACACAUGCCUAGUUUUCAAGGGAUUCACACUGACUGUGAGGCCAUCAUCAAACAGCUGCGUGCUAAACUGAUGGAGCGCUUUCGUCAGAAAGAGUCGACAGCGAAACAGCUGACGGAAUGUGUAGACUUGCUGUUACAACUUGGAGAACCCGCAGAGUCUCUGUGUGACGAAUAUCUCUCACAUGCCAAGCACAAAUUGGAUGAAGAUCUGGAGGGACUGGAGAAACAAAUCAAGUUAUACUCAGGAGAGGUAAAACCAGCCCAGGAGGAGAGGCCAGCCCAGGCUUUUAUGAGUGCCGGAAUGGAUGUCUUGGAGUUUGUAGACUCCGGCUGCAAUGGAUUUCUCAGCAACAUUUGCUUGGUGAUUGCGUCCUACAAUGACAUGUUCCUGAACAGAAUGCAGACUGAUGAAGCCCUUGACACCAUAGCCCUGAGAAAGCUGGUGCUGUUUGUCAAUGAGCUUAUGGAGCGGUACUUCUCGUUUGUCCGGCAAAGAGUUCAGCUUGAGAAAGAGACUGGUGACAACACUAUUCUGGUGCGUGCCUUAGAUCGAUUUCACCGUCGACUGCAGGCAAUGAACAAACUGCUUCCAGAUACAGAUUUUUCCAGAGCUGGUACAGAAAUCGUGUCACGAGGUGCAAAGGACAGAGUGGCCCACUAUCUGCAAUCACUGAAGCAACAUUUUGCUGAUUGUUUAACAGACAUAAGGCAAAACCUGGCAGCCCCGAGAUUAGUUGGUAAGCAGGACAGCAAUGCCAGAUUGGCUGAUCUGCUCAGCAACAUGCAGAGCUCUGUUGUGGAACAAAUCAAGUCUGUUCUAGGAAACUUGCAGGCUUUUAUUGCUCCCGACAUCACUUUUGCCAUGAAGCCUUAUUUCCGAGGUCCGUUUUGCAGUCAGGAUGUGCGUGAGGGUCUGGUGGUGGCGUUCGUCCGCCACGUUUGCACCAUGUGCAAUGAUUUUUGUGAGGUUCCUGGAGACAAGACCACCAGUCCUCCUGCUCUACUCAUGAUUCUGUCACGAUUCUGCAUUGACUUGGAGAACGCCACCAUUUCUUACUUGCUGUCAGUGGCAGAAGAACAGUUCAUGGUGGAAGACAAAGGGACAGUGACACCCACGGCGGAGUUGUGGGCCAUGGCCAAAGACACGGGUCAACGAUUGCUCAACCACUACGUCCGCGUGCAGGGACUAACCAUAUCGCAGAUGUUGCGUAAAAGUGUGGAAACGAGAGACUGGCUGAAUACAAUCGAGCCUCGCAACGUGAGAGCGGUGAUGAAGAGAGUGGUGGAGGACAUCACAGCCAUAGAUAUGCAGGUUGGUCAGCUGUAUGAGGAAGGUGUACGGAAAGAGCGGAGCAGUGAUUCGAGUCGUCGCACACAUGCUCUCAGCUCCUCACAGGCAAAUAGACGUCCACAGUGGAACUAUGCUCCAAGUGUGGACAACAGUCUAAUGAGCAACAUACAAAAACUUUUCUCUGAGAAAAUUGAGAUCUUCAGUGCUGUCGAAUUUUCCAAAGUGUCUGUUCUCACUGGCAUUGUCAAGAUUAGUUUGAAGACAUUUCUGGAGUGUGUUCGGCUGAGAACUUUUGGGAGGUACGGACUGCAACAGAUUCAGGUGGACACACACUAUCUGCAGUUGUAUCUGUGGAGAUUUGUCUCUGAUGAGAACCUGGUGCAAGUGUUGCUGGAUGAGAUUGUGUGCAGUGCGGUGCACCGCUGUGUUGACCCUGUCAUGAUGGAGCCCAGUGUGAUCGACUUGAUAUGUGAACGAGGGUGAUAACUAUCUUGAAACUAGGGCAAUUCUUGGUGAUAGCUCAACUUGAAUGUGAUGUUAUAGUCUGAGUUCUGACUGGAAAUCCGUGGUGUGUGUCCGGCUUUGAUCAGGCUGAUGAAAAUGUUGGGAAGCAUUUUAUUUAUGUUGGAGAAGGCAUGCAGUGUGGGAUGUAGUUAGUAAUGGAAUUUCAUUUAUUUUGUUUCCUGUUCCAAUUUUUACAUUUUUACUUUCCAGGAUUUUUUUUGGGUUUAUUAUUUCAUCCUUUU
Molecule: messenger RNA, 2724 nt
Organism: Aplysia californica (California sea hare)
Lineage: Eukaryota; Metazoa; Mollusca; Gastropoda; Aplysiida; Aplysiidae
Product: vacuolar protein sorting-associated protein 51 homolog
Exons: 21
Coding region: 68-2461 (797 amino acids)
Biological process (GO): Golgi vesicle transport; lysosomal transport; Golgi organization
Cellular component (GO): EARP complex; membrane; GARP complex
Source: RefSeq, a predicted model, not a curated record